Messenger RNA from Clarias gariepinus (North African catfish), 5509 nucleotides. RefSeq names its product interleukin 2 receptor, beta (gene il2rb). Gene Ontology annotation, molecular function: cytokine receptor activity; protein binding. The coding region runs from base 380 to 1915 and encodes 511 amino acids. The transcript has 11 exons. Gene Ontology annotation, cellular component: external side of plasma membrane. The record is from RefSeq and is a predicted model, not a curated record. NCBI's taxonomy places the organism in Eukaryota, Metazoa, Chordata, Actinopteri, Siluriformes, Clariidae. Gene Ontology annotation, biological process: cytokine-mediated signaling pathway; immunoglobulin mediated immune response.
CCCCUCUAGCGACACAUUUUUUAAAAAGCAGCUAGCGACAAAUCUAGUGAUUUUUUCUGGUGUUACUGGACACUUUUGGAGACUUUGAUGUGUCCGUACUGUACUGUUCUUAGAUUUCUCAACUUGCAGCAGCUGCUGCCACCCCCGGCCCCCUCCCAAAGCAUUUCCAGAUGGCGCAGUUCUUUCUCAGCAGUCCCUCCCAGCUGCAAUCACAGCAGUAGAGUUUCACAACUCUACUCACAUAAUGUACACACAUUCUCUAAAGACUGUUGGGAUAUCAAGGGUUUAGAGCAGAGCGGUGCACAUCGUUAUCAGGAGAGGAGAAGAAAGGAGAGAAGAGGAACAACCACAUUCCAUUACCCUAGCUAUCUCCACAGUGAUGUUGGGUGUCUUGCUAUUUCUUUUCCUUCAAUUACCUGGAGAUGCUCAGGCCACUCUCUCACACCCUGGACUGUCGUGUGUAAGUGACUAUGUGAACAACAUCUCAUGUGUGUGGAACCACCCUGCCUGGGUCUCUGGACAAAAGUGCCAACUUCAUUUGAAUACAGGCAGAACAAUUCUGAACUGUUCCCUAAACAUCAAAAGGAGCUGCUGGGUUACCAUCCCAUUUAAAUUAAGCUUCGCUAGUAGAUUUGACUUGAAUGUGAUCUGUAACCAGACUGUGAUGGAUGGGGUGAGGGCUUUCCAACCUGGCCGAAAUGUUAAGCUCCACCCACCUGAUCAGCCAAGAGUUUCAGGGGACAAUGUGACGUGGAGUCGAGGAGCUCACUUCCCUAACUUCAUCAAAAGUUAUGAGUUCCAACUGCAGGUCAAAAGCAAGAAGGAGACCUGGGAGGAAGUGUCAUUGAGACGUGUUUUUGGCACAUUUGCGCUGCUGGAUGGUCAUGUUUGUGAAGAAGAUUGUGCAGCACGAGUGCGAGUGAAACCCGUUGAGCCACAGACAGAGGGCCAGAUCCGGGGUCAGUGGAGUGACUGGAGCCCUGUCGUGACAUGGAGGUCAAAGGUCAUUAGAAACCCAAAUGAGAGCCACAUGGAAGACAUGGGCAGCAUCUCUAACCCAGCAGGCAUAGGAUUGCUGGUGGGGUUUGCAGCACUCAUCUUCAUUCUCCUCGUUCUCACGCUACUCUCUGUCUACCGACAAAAAUGUGGGCUAAAGGUGAGCUGCGAGCACAUUCCCGACCCCUCCAAAUACUUCCAGCCUCUCAUCAUGCAGCACAAAGGGAACUUUCAGGAAUGGGUGGGUCCCCAGCACUCGGCACCUGUGUUUCUUGCUCCUCAGUCAUGUGACUGUGAAAUCUCUCCCAUUGAUGAAGUCUGUGAAGCAUGGGAUGAUCCUCUGUCUGCCAAGACAAUGCUCAUCUAUGCUAAUCACGGUGAAAUUUUGCACCAGCAAAUGAGUGAUGACAGUCAGCUCUCAUCCGGCGUCUCUAACAUGGGCUACUUCUACAGUGAGCACCAGCCAGGCUCCGUGUGCCUGGACUCCUGCCCCGUCUACUUCACUUACCAUCCUGAAGGUGGUCCCAUCCAGUCUAGCAUGACCUAUGAGCGUCUGCAGGGUAUAGCACCGAUGAGCCCAGAUUCUGGCUUCGGCAUGGAAGUAGAAAAAGAAGAGACUGGUGUGGAAGAACAACUAGACAACACAGAUCAAGGACACAAGACGGAAUGCAGUGGGGCCAACCUGAACCACCUGGUUUCAUUUGUCUUGUCUUUGCCAGAGAGCACAAGGAUCACCACCCCCCCAUCUUUUGCAGAGCUAACGCCCUGGAAUGAGGAGUCUGAGUCUUCAGGGAUCAGUAUGAACUCUCAGUCUCUGGAUGAUGCUGUGGUUCGACCCUCAUCCAUGGUGGUGCAGCCGUGCACCAGUGGUUACCUGACCCUGAAGGAGAUGCAGAAAUACAGCAAUAAGUCAAUCUAAUCGCAUUUUUCAAAAACUACAUAUACAUUAAAACGAAAUUGACAAAGCUUUAAAUCAAAUUUAUCUUAUGUACAGUAGUGUGGAUUUGUUACAUCAUGGUUAAUUUUUUUUUUUUUUUCGUUCAUUUUACCCAAGAGUUAAAAGAGUUAAUGCCAUCACAGGUUGGCAAAGUGAAGUGGGUGAUGCAGAGUUUAACAUACUGUACCUUACGUACAUAAGGAGCGUCGCGCUGUGACGAAUAAGCCGCCCAGUGCAAAAGUAGGCUAUGUCUAUUAUGGUAAUAAUUUAAUACCUGGUUAUUUUUUUUUUUUUUUUUAAACAUAAUUGGAAUUGAUUUGACUUUUACCAUUAUAUGUUCUUGUGUGUUAAGCAAAACUGCCAGCCAAGUCAAAAUCUAAUUUUCUGCAUUUUGUUAAAUUUGGAUGCAGCCCACUGUUGCACUGGACUCAAAUAUUAGUAAGAGUUGGAGAUAAUUAGGAUGCUUCCUAUUAUUAAUUUAAUGUUGCAAACUGUCAAAUUAAGUAUAUCAGGAUAUAAAACUGUACACAUAUGGUCUUAAUUUUAAAAAGAUCUUCUUGAUCCUCAUGAUCUAGAAAUUUUCGUUAGAUCUUUAACAGUUUGUACCAGAACUUAAAAAUCCAGCUAGCUAACAGAAAUCAGAGUAUAAACACUGUCAAGUAGUUAUUGAUAAAUUUUAAUUCAUUUGUGUAUAUGAUAAUAUGAUUUUUGUAAUUGGUUUGGCUAUUGUUGGAGGAAAUAUCACGUUUAUUUUGAAGAAAAUUACACUAGUUCAGCAGCAGCCAGCAGGAUGUUUGUGCCAAAAAGAUCUAAUACCAACAAUUCUAUAACAAUUUGUGAUGACAGAGUAAUAAGCAGACUCUUUCCUGAUGUUCUUCUAAAAUCUCUGCUGUUGUUGUCAUUGCAGGGUGUAAAAGAUAGCAUUAUGGAAACAUCUUCCAUAAUCUGCCAAAAUUUAGUUUGUUUAACUGGUAUUAUAUAUAAACUGCGCUCAUAGACACAUGGACUCCUACCUUAUUGUUACCAUGUGAUGAUGAUGAUGAUGAUGAUGAUGAUGAUGAUUAAUUUUAUUAUUAUUAAGAUGGUAUGGUGGCUUAGUGGUUAGCCCUUGCACAUAAAGGGUUGGAACAUGGAGUUGUACAUGGAGUUUUCAUGUUCUUCCCAUGCUUGGUGGGUUUUUUCUGGUUUCCUCCCACAGCCCAAAGACAUGCAGAUUAGGAUAUCUGUCGUUCCCAAAUUACCUGUAGUGUGUAAAUGAGUGAGGAUGACCCUAAAUACAAGAUAAACCAGUAUAGACGAUGAGUGAGAUGAUUAUUAUUAAUUUUAAAAAUAACUUGAUCCUUCUAUAUUUUGAGAGGCAUGUAUUCCUGGUUUUUCUUUCUUCUUGGCUGCUAGUGGACAGCAUGUGGUCGUUCUGUAUCAGACAUACGGACAUACAUACGGACUUUGCUAUGAACACAGCUUUGCAGUCAUAAAGCAAAGUUUCCCAAAACCUUCUCUAACUCUUACUCAAAUCUGUGAGACACCAUGUUUAACAUGACGUUCUCCCUACUAUCUGCUGCGGUGGUUUUUUUUGUUUUGUUUUUUAAUAAAAAAAAAACAGGGCGAAGAAACUAAAAUCUACAAUUACUGUGUUAAAUUGGCUAUCUCAGGUUUCGAUUUUGAAGUUAGGUUAAAGUAUUAUUUUUCACGUGCUGCCUUUACUUUAAAGCAUUAAAACAUACUAGGUGAUAUUUCUCAGUUUUUAUUUUAUUUUAACUUUUUUUUAUAUUUUAUAUUAUUUUUAUAUGCUUUUUAUAUAAAUGAAGCACAACUUAAUUUUGAUAUCUAGCUAGACUUCUUCCAGGAGAGUUUAAGACUUUUACUUCCUCUGAUUUUAGAAGAUGAGGUUGCUAACAGUCCUGCUCUUUACAUGGAGCUCGCAUUUCUUUGAUUGACUGAGGAAAGUGGAAUGUUACAAUUUUUUAAUUCCUGUUACAUUUUUUUAAUCAAGCCUGAAUAUUUGGAAAAAUCAGUGUUUCAUACAAAAAGUAAGGGGAACAAUCAGCUUCUGGUAAACUAAAAUGUAGUAAGUGUGUAUUCUACUUUUUUUAGUUGUACAAGUUUAGUACAAGCUGGUUUCAUUUCAUCUGUCUCAUAACGCUCAGCUUAACAUUGAACAUGUGGUUGAAAUGCACACACGUGUUACAAACACAUUUAGCUUUUACUGACUUGAAAGUAAAAAAGUUGGAUUAGGAUUGACACACAUGUUUGUAAUCUAUGAUGCAUGAAGCAAGACAGAAAGUGAAAUGUAUUAUAUCUUAAUACUAAUAUAUUCAUUUGUAUUCAAAUUCAGUAUCAUUUAUGUAAUGUACAAAUGUUUGAACUUAUGAUCUUUUUGCAAAUAGAUUUGUGUUCUAAGAGCUGCAUACACUGGUUCCAUGUAUAACCCUAGAACCAAUCAUUUUAUUAAAGCUGGUCCUAAGGAGAACCCCCUAAUGAAGCAGCUAUACGCAUCUAAUGAAAUAGUUAUUUUGUGUACACAGUACAACACGAUUUUAGACUUGUGUAUUUAGAUUGUUGCACUUCAAGGGUUCUUUAGUGGGUUCACUUUGUAAUAGAUGUUACAAAAUUACUUUAAUAUGGAGCAUGCAAAACCAAUAAAGCAUUAGAACCAGCGCGUUCAUAUAAACCUGCGCUACUGUCAGAGCUGCUGUUAGGGAAAACACCUUAUCUUCUGUACAAUCACAAUCCAGAACUCAAAAGCACCGUUGCAUUACUGUAUACCCCCUAUGGGCAAAAAGUAUAAGUGUGGUCAUCACAUCCAAAUGACCUUGUUGAACAUUCCUUUCCAGAUGUUAUACUAUAUAUAUUUUAUAGCUAUUAUAGUGAGAGCCAUUUUUCUUUUACAGUAUGUGGAGGCUGUCAUUAAAUGUUGAUGUUCAUUUUACGCGUACUACAAGAGCAUUAGUAAGCUCGGGCAUUGAUGUUGGGAUGUCGAGGAGGCUCUAGUUCAUUCAGUCCAUGCCUACUGUGAUGUUUUAGUGGGGGUUAGGUUGAGACAGGGCUCUGUGCAGGACACUUGAGUUCUUCUUCUUCAGACACAUUCUUUACAGUACAUGGUGUAGCUUGGUGGAUCUUACAGGAGCAUCAUUAUGCUGGAUAAGGGUUUGGGCCUCUUAGUUCUUAGGAAAACUGUAAUGGUCCUGCAAACAGAAAGAUUAUAUACAAUUGUGCGUUUACAAAUUUUGGUAACAGUUUGGCUAAGAACCUCAUAUGGAUGUGAUGUUUGUGGUGCAUAUAAAUUUGGCCACAUAUUUGCUCUGGUGAUAUUUACUAUGAAGCAAAAAAAAAUGUUCCUUUGUGAAAACUGUAUUUUUUUUAAGGUCUUGCUGUCCUACAUAUACUAAUCCUAAACAUAUUCUCUCUAUUUACUCUACAGUAUGUUAUAAGGAAGAAUGAAUGAGUCUCUAGUGAAAAUUAUAUAUGAUACUUUUUGCUGUUUGUUGUAUUUGCAUGUUGUUUGGAUAUGGUGUGUAUGUCAUGUUUCUCACUUCAUACAAAAAUAAACGCUGUUGGUAAGUGGUGUUUACAAAA